AUGGCGACUUCCGAAGGUCUAUUACAAUUUCCCUUCUCGACUUCAGUGUUUACGGCUAUGAUGAAUGAGCUCUAUGUUGCUGGCCACUCAUCAAUGCAAAUCAUCUUUCGGCCUAAUUUACAAUUUAUCUUUGGUGAUUUUGCUGAGACGAGCAUACAAUUACAACCGGAUGGCAUAAAAGAAGAAAUCUACGAAAGUAUGAAGGAAUUGAAACAAUUGUUGGAUAAAUUUCAAGGACACAAUUUGGAUAUUUACGAUGAAAGCAAACUUAUUUCUGAACAGACCACCUGGACAGCUUCUCAUCAACAUGCUAGUGAGACUUCAUCUGUAAGACAUCAACCUUCCCCUCAAUGCACUGUUUUUCUGCAGAAGGAAUAUAAACCAUCAAAAACUUCAUUACUCCGUUCUCAACAUUUAGGCCAACGUGAUGAUUCUUUUGGUUUAUAUUCACCCUAUAACGAUAGGCCACUGUCAUUGUCACUUGAGGAACCCGUAAAAUAUCAAUUUGACAUGAAUAGCAAGGAUUCACAAGAAAUGAUUUAUGAACAAGUACAGCAACCAGAAUUUAUUCCAGGAAGACUGUUUGGAUCAGAAAUUGUCUACAAGCAGUCACCGGAAAUUAGUUCCCAUCCACGAGACAUGUUUGAUGAGCCACAAGAUAUGAUUGACGAGCCACAAGAAACUAUUUACGAGCAACUGCAGCAACCAUAUUCAAAAUACAAUUCCAGUGUGGCGGAAAGAGGAUGGCAAAAAGAUGAAACACCGAGAGAUAAUUGGUUCCCCCAAGAUCAAUCUCGUCCCCCGCCUCCUCGUUACACGGAGGACAUACCCGGACUCUGUCGUAGAGCAUUAUCCAAAGAUCAAUAUCGCGAACUCUGUACAUAUCUCCGGGCAGUUUUAAAAGAGCCCAACAAUUCCCGACCUAAAACGCCGGAAGUUGUCUCGCAAGAUCAGUUUGUUAUAAAUUUUGUCGAUGAAUACCAAAAAUACAACGACUUUAAUACAUCACGGUGUAAAAAACUUCGUACGCUUCAUCGACUUGGUGGGUAUAUUCACGCGUUUCGAAGGAUCGAUGAUCACAUUCCAGUUCAGGAAUUAUCAAAGGUGUUGGGUGAUAGUGAGGUUGCCAUUAAAGAUACCAUCAAACGUGCUUCGUGGAUGUUUGAGCUAUUUAGGAGGUUAGGGAAGCUCGCACUGACUAAUAUCAAAAAGAAUAGUUUAAAGUUCAUUGACAGGAAGCGUACGAAGCAGUCAGAAUUUGAGGCAGUUCUCACAUACGUCGAUGGUGUUCUUGACAAUGUUUACGCAUUACCAAACAAUCAAACGAAAAACCAGAGAUAA
Messenger RNA from Paraglomus occultum, 1341 nucleotides. The record is from the annotation of a GenBank genome assembly. NCBI's taxonomy places the organism in Eukaryota, Fungi, Glomeromycota, Glomeromycetes, Paraglomerales, Paraglomeraceae.